Molecule: messenger RNA, 752 nt
Organism: Daktulosphaira vitifoliae (grape phylloxera)
Lineage: Eukaryota; Metazoa; Arthropoda; Insecta; Hemiptera; Phylloxeridae
Product: protein disulfide-isomerase A6 homolog
Exons: 5
Coding region: 1-534 (177 amino acids)
Biological process (GO): response to endoplasmic reticulum stress
Cellular component (GO): endoplasmic reticulum lumen
Molecular function (GO): protein disulfide isomerase activity; protein-disulfide reductase activity
Source: RefSeq, a predicted model, not a curated record
AUGAUAUUUUUGUUUUAUAUAGUUAUAAAUGAAGAUACCUUCAAGUCUGGAUGUUCAGAAUAUGCUUUAUGUGUAAUUGCUGUAUUGCCUCAUAUCUUAGAUUGUCAGUCCAGUUGUCGUAAUGAAUACAUCAAAAUGUUGGGCUCAUUGGGAGAUAAAUUUAAACAAAAGAUUUGGGGAUGGUUAUGGUCUGAAGCAGGAAAUCAGUCUGAAUUGGAAUCAUCAUUAGAAAUUGGUGGAUUUGGUUAUCCUGCAUUAGCAGUUUUAAAUGUUAAAAAAAUGAAGUACACUAUUUUAAGGGGAUCUUUUUCAAAAGAUAGCAUUAAUGAAUUUUUGAGGGAUUUAUCAUAUGGACGUGGACGAACAGCUCCAGUCAGAGGUGCUGAAUUACCUAAAAUUAAUACAAUNGGUGCUGAAUUGCCUAAAAUUAAUACAACUGAACCUUGGGAUGGAAAAGAUGGUGAAUUACCCCAAGUAGAAGAUAUUGAUUUAUCAGAUGUUGAAUUAGAUGGUCCUUCUAAAGAAGAAUUAUAAAAACUGUUAUACUAACUCUAUUUAUUUAUUUUUUUAAGACUGAACAAGUUCUAUAUAAAAAUUAAUAUCUAACCACUUGGUCCUAUGACUUUUCAUUAGUCUAAAACAGCUAUUUUCAAAUCAAUCCUAUUUUAACAAAAAUCAUUUUAACAAUAAUCCCACUUUUCCAUUAUAAUUUAAUGUUAAGUAGAAUUUUGUAAUAUGAAAAUCAAAUUUAA